Molecule: messenger RNA, 432 nt
Organism: Dracunculus medinensis (Guinea worm)
Lineage: Eukaryota; Metazoa; Nematoda; Chromadorea; Rhabditida; Dracunculidae
Source: the annotation of a GenBank genome assembly
AUGAAUCAACAAAUGAAUUCUUCUUUUUUGCCAAAUUUACCCGAUAUUUCUAAUGGUAAACAAAAAUUUUACAAUUUUCUUCAACGUACAAGUUCUGGACCAUAUUCAACGAAAACAGUUUUCUUCUACAAGGAGGUCCUAUUUUAUAUUAAAACGAAAAAAUUAGAAAAAAAAAUGCGAUUUUUUUUUUUUCAUGGAUUACGCGUGCCUAUAUCAAAAGCUCGAUAUCGGACAAUCGAUUCGCUUUUAGAAGAUCUUAAUUCCAAUAUAAAUAUGCCAUUUGGUGUACGUCGUUUGACAACUCCAAGAGGACGUACUUCAAUUAAAAAUCUGGAUGAGUUACAACAUAUGGGAAGGUGGAAGAUUUUUCACUAUCUCGAUUUUUCCACUGCAUUUUCAAUCAUUUAUACUUUAAGCAUUAAAAUAAAAUAG